Aspergillus ruber CBS 135680 is the source of this 3249-nucleotide messenger RNA. RefSeq names its product putative C6 transcription factor (gene xlnR). The record is from RefSeq and is a predicted model, not a curated record. Gene Ontology annotation, biological process: DNA-templated transcription; regulation of DNA-templated transcription. NCBI's taxonomy places the organism in Eukaryota, Fungi, Ascomycota, Eurotiomycetes, Eurotiales, Aspergillaceae. Bases 272 to 3034 code for a protein of 920 amino acids. The transcript has 3 exons. Gene Ontology annotation, molecular function: zinc ion binding; DNA binding; DNA-binding transcription factor activity, RNA polymerase II-specific.
CUUUUUCUUUUUUUCUCCUGAACUCCACCCGUUCAAUCGUACAUUCGUUUUUGAACAUCUUUACUUAUUCUGUACUCUCCGGUUUUCCCUCUUUUCAUAUACGAGCAGCCCAUUCCCACGAUGCUCGUUGCUCCCCUACCUGAACCCUCGACCUGACUUCCGCCUACCCGUCGCACCACUUGCGCCGCAGUGCGCGCUCUUCCUCCCCUCAACCCAAUACAAACAGCAUGACCUCUUUUCCCCUCUGAACCGCCCUGGGUUGCAUGUGGCAAUGUCAACUGCCUCAUUCCAACAGUUCAAUCACACCCCCGCGCCACCUUCCGGCCUGGACAUCCUCGCCGAGAGCUCGGAAUAUGCGCUUGGGAAGUCCUCCAGGAACCCGUCGUUCUCCGGGAAUAACGAGCACAACGUCAAUGGUGCGUCUGGUACUGGGGAUUUGUCACAGCGAGAUCACCUCGUUGAUGGUGUGAGUCGUAAAAGACCUUCUAUGGAGUCAGCCUCGGCUCCUGUGAGAAAGAGGAUUAGUAGGGCGUGCGAUCAAUGUAAUCAGUUGAGGACGAAAUGCGACGGGAAGAAUCCGUGUGCGCAUUGCGUUGAAUUUGGCUUUGCGUGCGAGUAUGCUCGAGCGCGCAAGAAACGUGGGAAGGCGUCCAAGAAAGAUCUUGCUGUGGCUGCGGCUGUGGCCACCGCGGGAGCUACGAAUCCAUCGUCAGAUCGCGAUACGGAUACGGAUAGAGUGAAUAAUGGUAUUAUGGCGAAGGAACAUAAUUCUCAGGAUGAGUUUUCGUCGCGAGAGACUACGACAACGUUUGAUGCUGCUCGGAGCGCGAACAUACCGGCAAAGUCGCAUUUACAAUCUUCGGAGAUGUCGGGCAUGGUUGGGAUGCAGAAUUCGAACCCAGUUCAACAAGGUGCCCAGUCCCAGCAAGCACACUUGGGAGCUGCUGUGGAUGGGUUACAGGGUACCCUGAAUGAUUCGAGUCGGCCUAUGUCCGUCUCUGAUCUCAGGCCGUUACAGAUGCUACAUCAUUCGAACACGAACCCCCGCUCGCCGUCGACAAACAUGUUGCCACCGAAUGGCUUCAGUGAUCCAGAGAGUACAUACCCGCUGAUGAACCCGCAAGAACCGAACCCAUCGACUCUCAAUCAUUUCCGUCUCACCGGCCCAACAGAGAACCAAUCAGCACCAUUUAUGGGGCUUUCUACUGCUCCAUCACCUGGUUGGCUACCUCUUCCUCCGCCGUCUCCCGCCAAUUUCCCAUCGUUCAGUAUGCAUCCGUUCCCUAAUUCAUUACGAUACCCGGUGUUACAACCAGUAUUGCCUCAUAUAGCAUCUAUAAUACCUCAAUCGCUAGCUUGUGACCUUAUGGAUGUUUAUUUCACCAGCUCUUCCUCCUCUCAUAUUUCGCCCCAAUCGCCGUAUGUGGUUGGAUAUGUCUUCCGCAAACAAUCGUUCCUUCAUCCGACAAAACCGCGAGUGUGCAGCCCUGCCCUCUUAGCUAGCAUGCUCUGGGUAGCCGCGCAGACGAGCGACGCUGCUUUUUUGACAUCACCCCCUUCAGCACGAGGGAGGAUCUGCCAGAAGCUGCUUGAGCUUACCGUUGGAUUGCUACGACCGUUAAUACACGGUCCUGCGGCGGGGGAGACGUCUCCUAACUAUGCUGCCAACAUGGUCAUCAAUGGUGUUGCUCUAGGCGGGUUUGGCGUCUCGAUGGAUCAAUUGGGUGCACAGAGUAGUGCAACAGGUGCCGUGGAUGAUGUCGCAACUUAUGUACAUCUUGCCACCGUUGUUUCUGCGAGUGAAUACAAAGCAGCUAGUAUGCGAUGGUGGACUGCAGCUUGGGCGUUGGCGCGAGAGCUGAGACUCGGUCGUGAGUUGCCACCUAAUGGUCCUAACUCACGGCAGGACGGAGAGGGGCGAGAUGGUAAUCUGGCAGAAAAUUCCCAGCAACAGCCGCCCCUGGUUACGUCGAUGGUGAACGCGGUGGAUAUCACGGAAGAAGAGCGAGAAGAACGUCGACGGAUUUGGUGGUUGUUGUAUGCAACUGAUCGCCAUUUAGCCCUCUGCUAUAAUCGUCCGCUGACUCUGCUCGACACGGAAUGUUCAAGGCUACUCCAGCCGAUGAACGAUGACCUCUGGCAGGCGGGAGAUUUCACAAAUGACGCCUACCGUACGCCAGGACCGCCAUUGGAGUGUACCGGUCACAGCAUGUUCGGCUAUUUCCUGCCUUUGAUGACUAUACUGGGCGAAAUAGUCGACUUGCAGCACGCCAGGAAUCAUCCGCGAUUUGGACCAACAUUCCGCAACAGCAACGAAUGCAAUGCCCAAAUACUAGAGAUCACCCGUCAGCUUGACGGAUACAGCUGCAGUCUGAAAGAAUUCGAAGCGCGCUAUACCAGCAAUCUAGUCCUAGGGACAGAAUCAGAACCCACAGCAGUUGACGGUACGCAUCUUGACCACGUCAGUCCAUCCGGCCGAUCGAGCAGCAGCGCUGUUGGAACACGAAUUAGCGAGUCUAUAGUGCACACGAAGACAGUCGUCGCAUACGGUACACACAUAAUGCACGUCCUCCACAUCUUAUUAGCGGGUAAAUGGGAUCCUGUCAAUCUGCUGGACGACAAUGAUCUCUGGAUUUCGUCCGAUUCAUUCAUCUCGGCCCUUGGCCAUGCCGUAAGCGGCGCAGAGGCCGUGGCGGAUAUCCUCGAAUAUGACCCUGAUCUAAGCUUCAUGCCAUUCUUUUUUGGAAUAUAUCUGCUACAGGGCAGCUUUUUGUUGCUGUUGACGGCGGAUAAAUUACAGGGAGAUGCUAGCGCUAGCGUUGUAAGGGCUUGCGAGAUUAUUGUCCGCGCGCAUGAGGCUUGCGUUGUGACGUUGAAUACGGAGUAUCAGAGAAACUUCCGUAAGGUGAUGCGAUCGGCUCUAGCACAGGUUCGGGGACGGGUACCGGAGGAUUUUGGUGAACAGCAACAACGGAGGCGCGAUGUUUUGUCGCUUUAUCGCUGGUCUGGGGAUGGUGGGGGGCUAGCGUUGUGAUGUAGAAUUUCUCCAUCUCUGCUUCAAUUUUGUGUUUUCUUCUUCUUUCCUUGCUUUUCUAGAUACUGCGAUGUGAUACCACUGAUUUAGGGCAUGAAUUUGUCGGAUGGGAGUUUGGAGACGCACUUGACUGUACUUUAUAGCUUUGAUUGAAAUGCCUCCUGUAUAUAUAUGCACCUGUUACAUAAAUAUGUACCUGAGCUCUAGGGGUAACU